AUGGGUACGACUACAGAGCGUCGCGUGUCAGCCACAGCUGUUGGCAUAGACCAAAGCACCUCUGCAAAACCUUUCAUCCCCCCAAGUCACCCAAAGUCGCUGGCUCUUCCACCCCCACCGACAAUUCGAAAAUCGAAGAUGGUACGACUGAAGCUCACCAAGCCAAGGCCAGCUAAAAGGGAUCCCAAAGAGGUGGACUGGGACGAGGACCUCCGCCCAACGCCCAUUGCGCUAGACGGGGACCAGGCAGACCAUGACCCAACCACUGACGCCCACACGGACCCCAAAAAAGCGAAGAACAAUGGCAAGGCAGGAAGAAAGCGUGCAAGCCCACUGAGACGACAGACAACCUCAGUCAAGCGCAAGAAGCCAAACGUGUCCAAGAGCACCUCAGGAAAACGAGCGAAUGAAAUCCCACAGCUGCCCUUGAUCACUGUCGCUAAAGGUGCGCUCGCAUCUACCAUUGAACAAGAAAAGCCAUCUGUUCCCCCUCACUCCAAUGACCAAAGUAAUGCGGCCACGAAGAACAAGGUGGAUCUGCCAGAGGCUUCUCACCAGACAUCGCCUCCAGCAGAUGGCCCAAUGCCAGCUAUGAAAUACCGCCAACGAGUGAGUGUCGAGAUUCGAAGUUCUUCAUCAGCAGCAAGCGUUUCAUCCUUGAACUUCGAUUAUGAUGUCAAAGGGCCAUCGCAGGGCCCAAUGGUCAGCAUCCUGGAGCACAGGGCACAGCUUAAUGAACUGAAGAAUAAGGAGAAGGCUGCUCGGAUGACUUCUGAUACGUACUCGACUUCCAGCGGCGAUAUCAGAAAGCCACACCGAGCCAAAUUUUCCAGGCUCACCAUUCGGGAGUCCAGAGAGCUGUCUAAGCAAAUGAUCCCUGAGCCCACAGCCAAGCGCAAAACGCGUGCCUCGAAACUCUCCAACCCAAGAGGUAGAAGAGCACAAAGCGUUGGCAACAAGCUCAUGCUCGCGCUUCAUGUGGAUGAGGAGGUCUCUAAACCGGGACCAGUCAUCGAGGAUCCAGUCAUCGAGGAUCCAGUCAUCGAGGAUCAGGGUUUUAUCGUCAUUUCAUCUGAUUCAGUGGACUCGGAGAAGUCUACCCUAACGAACCGUUCUGAUGUGCCAGCGAAUGUAACAUCGAAAGUUGUGAACACUGAGCAUGAACGCCAUGGAGCUGCUCGAGUCGACGAGCAUAAGUAUCAAGCCAAGUCCUCCGAAGUCAGAUCAUCUUCCCCGGCUGUAGAUGACACGAAGGAGGCUGAAGCCAUCGACACGACAAGUGGAAUGGUGCCCUGGGGAAUUUUCUUGAGCUCUCUCGGGCACAGCGAUGCGUCAAGCAUUGAAAGCUCUCCUGGCGUAGAAAUUGGCAGAGGUCUGAUAAAUGAUGAGCCUUCCAUCCUUGACCACCACAUGGAGAUGGAACACCUGUCUGGGUUUGAAAGUCUGCGACCUAUCAUCUCUGAACCGGCCACGUCCUCGCAAGUCACGAAACGCUGCGAAAGCUGGCUAGACACCUCGUCAGGCAGCCACCCUACGGAAGAGGACGCUCACCUCCCAGCAAUAGCUACCAAGAAGUGUGAGUCCAACCAUACGCCCGAGUCACAGAAGCCUCUUUUGCGGGGCGAAACCGUAGUCACAAGUCACUCUGAAUCUCCACCAGAACCAAAGUCUGCCCCGAGAACCAGCAUCGUCGAUACCAACGGUAGUCCUCGACUUGUCCCCUUGUCAGCAAAAGAAAUGAUUCCCGGGGUUGAUUACGAUGGCGAAAAGUAUCACGACGUCAACCUCAACACAAGCCCAAGCCAGUAUGACCGAAGCUUGAGUUAUCAUUCCAGCGAAAGUGACAACGGAGGUCACACCUGGACCAAAUACCAGAGAGACAUCUUCCUGGCUUACGGGAUUAGAACCGAGGAAUUGGUCCGAUCUCACGCCUGGUCAUCGGCGAGGCACAGGCCUUCCUUCUCACAAGAGGUUGCCGAUGGCGCCGCCUCUGACCAAGCAUCGACAAUAAGCAAAACCAGCCCAUCUUCCCACCGAACCAUCGGACAAAGGGGAGUGGACGCGCGGCAAGAUCGACGGUUCGACAGAUCAAUUGGCACUGAUAUCUCGGGGUCAAGCCAGGCGGAUGUGAAAUCACACCGCUUCUCAGACGAGGAUCCAAUGGAAUGGAUCUCAACACUAAAAGUCGCACAAAAAGACGCACACAACUUACUGCAUCAGACUAACACUAACCUCUCUAUUCAACUGGACGCAGAGAAAGCCACGAUCACCCGUGUCUUGGAGAUUUACCGAGAAGGGUGUGGUCGGAUCCUCGAUGAUCUUUUCCAAGCCCAAGAGGCGCGCAUGGGGUUAUACAGACAACAGAUCCGACAAGUCAAAGAACAGCACGCGGAUAUCUGUCAGGAUCUCGUUCGUGGGUUGCAAGAGCUGGACCGUCGGGUGCAACAGGGGCCGAUUUAA
Molecule: messenger RNA, 2460 nt
Organism: Penicillium olsonii
Lineage: Eukaryota; Fungi; Ascomycota; Eurotiomycetes; Eurotiales; Aspergillaceae
Source: the annotation of a GenBank genome assembly